AUGUGUAUGCUGCAGAAGAAAGAAAAACUUACGCACCAACAGUUUCUUUGCCGAAUUUCCAUGUGGGAAAUACUGGCGAUAAUAUACUUUUGGAGUGAAGACGAUCAACAGCGAAAAACCGCGAGAAAGCUGUCAAUUCCGGCAAACUUUGUGUCAAGAGUGUAUCGGAAACUCGAAGAUGUGUGUUCCGAAGAUAUUGCAAGUUACCCUUUUUAUCCUUUUGGUGGUCCUAACAUCAUUGUGCAUUGUGAUGAGAGUAAAUUUUCACAUAAGUCAAAGUACAAUUGUGGAAGAAGAUCAAGGAAUAAUUCUUGGGUGAUUGGUGUAAUUACCACGGAGCAAAAAGAAACCUUGAGAACAUAUUCCCAAUUCUUGAAAAGUGUCAACGACCAAGAAGCAUACUACAUACCGAUGACUAUACUGUUUACGCCAACAUUCAGCAGCUGCUCCAGUAGUAGUAAUAGGCCGAUUCUGGCUCACUUUUAUAAUCCUUUUCUAGCGCCCGCCCACACGGCUAGCCACCCGAUUUUUGCGCUGUGCUAUCUCAUGGGAUCACCUGACUUCCURUCAUGUGAUAGAAUCGUAAACCAUUCCCUUAAUUUUGUAGAUCCAGUUACGGGCGUGCAUACACAAAACAUUGAAUCAAUGUGGGCAAAAUUGAAACUUCCCGUGAAAAUGAGAAUGGGAAUUUCAAGAGAUGAUCUACAGUCUUACCUUGAUGACAGGAUGUGGAGAGAGUGGAAGGGAGAACAACACAUAUUUGACAAUUUCAUAACAUCUCUUAGUUUACAAUACACUAAUGUUCCAGUACAAAAAGUUGUUGUCCCAAAAAACGCAAAACAGGUAUUGGUUGAGACUCCAACCUUAACUCACCGCAUUAGCCCAAUUGUAUACAAGUUUCAGUAA
Molecule: messenger RNA, 906 nt
Organism: Exaiptasia diaphana
Lineage: Eukaryota; Metazoa; Cnidaria; Anthozoa; Actiniaria; Aiptasiidae
Exons: 3
Coding region: 1-906 (301 amino acids)
Source: RefSeq, a predicted model, not a curated record